This is a messenger RNA of Dreissena polymorpha, 2434 nucleotides long. Its product is annotated as cdc42 homolog. The transcript has 4 exons. Bases 1091 to 1750 code for a protein of 219 amino acids. The record is from RefSeq and is a predicted model, not a curated record. NCBI's taxonomy places the organism in Eukaryota, Metazoa, Mollusca, Bivalvia, Myida, Dreissenidae. Gene Ontology annotation, biological process: small GTPase-mediated signal transduction. Gene Ontology annotation, molecular function: GTP binding; GTPase activity.
AAAGGAGUAUUUUGUUUUGAAAGAAACAAAGGAUCAACACCGCAAAACCAAUAUCUACAACUACACGAGACUCAAGCUAUGGAAGUUAAGAAGGCAGUAGUAGCAACAUCCGACAGCGGACACUUCACAUAUCUUCCUGCUACAUCGCGACAUGGACCUUCGAGAUAGCGAGAUAAUGGGACUUCUUCGUAGUGUUUUAAGUGAUUUCGUAGUAUCCGGGCCACUUGCUCGGUGACAGUAGUGACAAUAAGAUGUAACCAUUUCAAGGCGGUGUCCGAAUUCUAAUCGUUCGAAAAACGCGCUGCGCCUUCCAUUAUCCACGACCGAAAUGUCAGAGAGUGACAGCUGAUGCACAAGGCGCAAUAGGUUGGAUGCUGAGUGUGCGCUUUGCGUGUUAUUGUUAUAACAUUUACAUCGGAGGAUUUAUGUAUUUAUCUUUGCGCGUGGGAAAAAGUUAUAAGAAAAUCGGUGAUAUGCUACGCUCUUAUAUUGAUAAUACUACGUAGUCGGAUCUCGGGACUUGAGUGAACAAUAUUGAGAUAUAUGUCCAAGAAAUAUUUUCUUAUCUCGGAUCUCAUCAUGGUAUUGUUCUAGGAACGUAACCUUGUCAUCCGUCUGAAUGCUUCAUAACAAUGACUUAUCGAUGAUGUGAUCGAUGAUGUGAUAUCUAACUGGAGACGGGAUGUAAUUGUAACUCAGUGCCUUACUUACAAUGCCGCAUGAAGUAACGUUUAUAAUUGUAUUGGGAUAUAACUUACAGCGCAGAUACAAUAUACUAAUAAAUAACGGAUAUUUAAUUUGUGUAUGACAGUUAUUAAUCAGGAUAGUUUAUUUGUGUUCUCAAUUUGAAACAAAAGUUUUGUUAGUUCCUGUUAUUUAGAAGAAAAAAAACGCAUUGAAUGGUGACAUACCCUUAUAGGAUACAGCACAUUGGAUUGUACACCUUUAUAAAACCUUAUCUUACCCCUUUAUGAAAAUUCCUUAUUAGGAAUAACAUAAUUAUCGUGAAAAUCAGAAACAACAAUCAAUAGUUAUACAACAAACGGUUUCACCCAAAAUACAAUGACCCAGAAGGGACAUUGUUCAAGGUAUGUCAAUUUCUAACUCGAUGUCACGUGACCCCAGUCUGGAGUACAGUCAGAUGAAGCAGAAAUAUGAGUUCCGUGAUCCUCGGGCCACAUGCAUUAAGUGCGUCCUCGUCGGCGACUCCGGCGUCGGCAAGAGCAGCCUGGCUGCCAGGAUCGCCUCCAGGAAGUUCAAGGAGGAAUACGUGCCGACAGUGUUCGAUAAUUACGCAGCAACUGUGACGCUGGACGAGAAGUCCUUCCAUUUCAGUCUGUUCGACACUGCAGGCAAGGAAGACUAUGACCGUUUGCGCGUGAUCUCGUACAUGAAUUGUGACGUGUUUCUCGUCUGCUACUCCGUGCACGAGCGGGACUCCCUGGCGGAUAUCGAGGCACACUGGGUGCCGGAAAUCAAGCAGUACCUUCCCAAGACGCCAUACAUACUUGUCGCGACACAAACUGACAGACGCACGCCAAAAUCGGACGGGGUGGACGUCCAACCAUACGUGUCAUUCAAAGAGGCCUCCGAGGUGGCCAAUCGCUGCGGCGCCUCGUCAUACGUCGAGUGUUCAGCAAUGACAUCAGAGGGUGUCAGUGACGUCAUACGGGAAAUCAUAGAAACAGUGCAGAAAUCAGUCACGUGUAGAUCUAAAGAAGCGACUUGUUGUGGUUGCAUAAUAAUGUAAUGGAACUCUGCCGGUGUGAUCACUUUGAUUCAAAUUAAUAAAUUGUAUAGCAAUUGCCUUCGCCAACGAAAAUGUUUGAACUGAAAAGGCGUUUGAUAAUAUCACAAACAAUGUCGACUGUGAUACAUAAGAUAUCGGUGCGUCUACACGUGACAUAAGUAUGUCAUGCCGUGAUGUUUUAUGUGCCAUUGUGACACUUUUUACAUUCCAAAAUGUGACGGAACACCACAUGGUUCAGUGUGCAAUGAAUAUAUAUGUGGACUAGAAUAAUCUCGGACAAUGCCGACAGGUUACGGAGGCUGGCGAGUGUUCAAAUACCUGUAUUAUUGAACAAUACUAGGUUAAUAUGAAUGCGAUACAAACAGCAUCCAAUGCCACAAAGAAUAUCUGUGAUAUCUAACCCCAGAGAUAUGAAUGACUGAUUCUAUGCGUGUUUCCGCCUAGAAUCUUGUAUUGUGCCAAAUAACUGGAAUUAAUGUGCCUGACUUGUACGUUGUUGAAGUAAUUGUGCUGACACGGAAUUCACCGGCGCAUGCCUUUGCUGCGUUCUUGUGAAUUCGAACUCGCUGAACGAACCUUUCCUGUGAUCAGCUGUUACGUUCUAUUCCACAAACCAAUGUGAUAUAUCGAUCUGUGUACACAAGUUUCUUAACGCAUGCGAGAAAUAAAAUAUAUAAGCAUGUA